Amaranthus tricolor (Joseph's coat) is the source of this 2262-nucleotide messenger RNA. RefSeq names its product pentatricopeptide repeat-containing protein At1g26460, mitochondrial. The coding region runs from base 131 to 2017 and encodes 628 amino acids. Gene Ontology annotation, molecular function: protein binding. The transcript is spliced from 6 exons. Lineage: Eukaryota; Viridiplantae; Streptophyta; Magnoliopsida; Caryophyllales; Amaranthaceae. The record is from RefSeq and is a predicted model, not a curated record.
AUAUUAUCAUUCAUGAAUCAUUAGCGUCAACUAAGCUAAUGAAGUUCAGUGAUUAUAUCCCGUUGCUAAACCCUAGCGAGUAGCGACUCAUUCUUUAAACCUUAAUCACCAUUUCUGCACCUCUCCUCAGAUGCAAUCAAAAAUGGUGAUGCUUUCAAAAACAAGAUCUCUUCUCAAAGCCCUAAAUCCUACCACAAUCAAAUCAAUCACUACUUUCUCGUAUCUCAAUCAAGAACCUCAGUUUGCAGAACAAACAUUACAAUCGCCAUCACCAUCACCAUCACCAUCACCAUCACCAUCACCAUCACCAUCACCAUCACCUUUUCCUCCUAGUCCAUCUUCCGGAAGCCCACUAUACAAUGAAAAUUGGCGAACCCCAGUUCAAUUCACAGGAAAUCAAGCCCUAAUUCCUGUGGAACAUUUCAACCCAAUUCGUUCUUCUUGGAUGCAAGCAAAUGCGUCGAAAAUGGAUGCUAAUUCUUUGAUGAAUUCAUUUGCUGAUUGGAUAACUAGGCAACAGUUUGCUGACGUGAAAGCGCAUUUUGAUAUUUGGGUUAAGUCUUUGGAUGCCGAUGGGAAACCUAAUAGGCCAAAUGUGGAUUUGUUUAAUCAAUAUUUAAGGGCUCAUUAUAUGGAUGGUGCUUCUGCUGGGUUGUUGCUUGAUAUUGUUAGUCAGAUGGGGGAUUUUGCUGUCGAACCGAAUACUGCUUCGUUUAAUAUUGUUAUUAAGGCUAUGCAUCGAGAUCAUGAAGCUGAUGCUGCUGAAAAGCUUGUUGAAAGGAUGCUGCAUAGUGGGAAAGAUUCUCAGCCUGAUGAGGAUUCAUAUGAUUUGGUUAUUGGCUUGCUAUUGCAGCACAGUCCAAUUGAUACUGCCUUGAAAUAUAUAGAUCUAGCACUGAAAUCCGGUUAUAUGCUGUCAAAAAUGCUUUUUGUUGAAUGUGUCUAUAGAUGUAUUCGUGAGAAAAGACUGGAGAGUUUGGUGAUGGUUAUAGAGAAAUGCAAGGCGUUGGACCAAAAAAACACCGUGAUGCCGAGCUGGGCUUUGUGUAAUAACCUUGCAGAGGUUGCUAUACAGAAUGACAAUAGUAAGCUGACUUUUCUAGCCUUGGGAUUCAUGGUUAGAUGGAUUCAACAGAGUGAGACUGGAAGGCCGCCUGUUUUUCUGUCUGUAGAUGAAGGAUUAGUUAUUUCUGCUCUUGCUACAGCUGCCCGAACAUUCGACUCUGUUCUUUUGGAUGCUUCAUGGGCCAUCCUUAAGAGAUCCUUACGUGACAAAACUGUUCCUAAGCCUGAAACUUACUUGGCUAAGAUAAAUGCCCUUGUUUCCAUGGGGAGCUUGCCAAAUGCUUUUAGUACUCUCAGUGAACUUGAAAGAAAACAUGAAAGCUCUGUGGUGGCCGACGAGGAUUUGUUGUCACCAUUUACUUCUCUUUAUCCGCUAGUUGUGGCAUGCUCAAAACAUGGUUUUGUAACUUUAGAUUUGGUAUAUUUUCAACUGGAGAAUCUAAGUCGUGCUGACCCUCCAUUCAAAUCUGUUGCUGCCUUGAAUUGUGUCAUUUUGGGAUGUGCAAAUAUUUGGGACCUUGAUAGGGCUUACCAAACAUUUGAGGCAAUCAAUUCAACAUUUGGACUGACCCCGAAUAUACAUUCGUACAAUGCUUUAAUGGCUGCAUUUGGAAAAUCAAAGAAGACGUUUGAAGCGACUAGAGUAUUUGAGCAUCUAUGUAGUCUUGGUGUGAAACCAAACACUAUGUCCUAUAGCUUGCUCGUUGAUGCUCAUCUCAUCAAUCGAGAUCCUAAAUCUGCUAUUUCAGUAUUGAAUGCAAUGGUUGAAGCGGGUUUCACCCCGUCAAAAGAGACAUUAAUGAAGGUCAGAAGACGAUGCAUUCGAGAGAUGGAUAAUGAAAGUAGUGAUUAUGUAGAAUCUCUUGCCAAGCAGAACCAACUGUUUUUGGGUGAUGAUAAUCGCAGGAAUAUGUUGUUUAAUCUGGACUACGGCACUGAGUAUGCCUCGUAGGUUUCUCUUCAACAGUCCAAUAGGAAUUUUGCUCUUUUAAGCACUAGGAAGGAUUUUGUUUGUAAAGUUGCAAUGUGAGUAUUGCAUUUAGGGAUUGGCGAUGAGUUGGACUCGGAAAUGAGUCGAAUUAUAUAUACUCUAUCUUUGCUCCAACUCGAUUUCUCAGACCUCCGGCGGAGUCGGAUGUGAAUUCGAAUUGUUAUUAUUUUUCGUUUUGAUAUGUUCUGUUGGUUUUGAUUUUUGAA